This is a messenger RNA of Fusarium falciforme, 2112 nucleotides long. RefSeq names its product MFS domain-containing protein. NCBI's taxonomy places the organism in Eukaryota, Fungi, Ascomycota, Sordariomycetes, Hypocreales, Nectriaceae. The transcript is spliced from 3 exons. The record is from RefSeq and is a predicted model, not a curated record. Gene Ontology annotation, molecular function: sequence-specific DNA binding; zinc ion binding; DNA-binding transcription factor activity, RNA polymerase II-specific. Gene Ontology annotation, biological process: DNA-templated transcription; positive regulation of transcription by RNA polymerase II. Bases 1 to 2112 code for a protein of 703 amino acids.
AUGACUUUCUGGUCUCUCAUCUCGCCCGAUUUACCCAAGAUCUUUCUCAAGCCCAUGAUUGCACCACCGGCUACCCCUGAAGCCGAGGCAUUACAGUUGAGAGCACGGGUCCAAUGGUUCAGUGAUUACAUCAAUGGGCACCUCCUUGAAACACAUCAUGGUGCAAGAAUUGAGGACAUUGAGACUGGGUCGGACCUUGCCGCCCUACUUGGGAGUCGGCUGAAUCUCAGUCCCACGGACCAAGCUACCCUCCAGGAGCAGGCUCGAGGUCAGAACGUACUUGAUGCAUUGUCAUCAUCUGAUCUUUCCCCGGCUCAAGUCCAAGUUGGCUUACUUCCGAGCCACGCCGAGCCAGGGCACUCCGGUUUGGAGCCACCGAGUCUCGGUGUUCAAAUCGACGGAAGCAUUACGACUUCACCUAUUGAUUCCGACAGUGCUCGCCCAACUGGCCGCCAAGUAUCUUAUCAGAGCUCAACAGACACACACGAUCUAGAGGCCGAUAGCUUCGCGGCAGGUCACGGUCUGCCAGCAGAUGCGGCAGCUCGCCGCUUUGUCGACGCCUACUUUCGGAACGUCAACGGAGCAUACCCCUUUGUGAACCAGGCCAAGAUACUUGAGAAUCUUGAGACUCUAGGUGACCUUGCUCAAAGGCUUCGUGACUCCCAGUCUACUCUCCUUUAUCUGGUCAUGUCCAUAGGUUGCACCACUCUGGAGCGAGCCAGCCGGGUCCCUAGAGACACGGCAAAACAGUUCAAGGUGGCAUACGCCGAGAUCAUCCAAGAGUGCGUCUGCCGGGACAGCAUCGAGUCGGUCCAGAUCUUGAUGCUGUUAGCGCUUUACUCACUGUUUGACCCGGCUGGAGCAUUGGUAUACUCCAUUGUCGGAAUUGCGGCACGGCAGGCUAUUACGAUAGGUCUGGCUCGUCGACCAGCAGAUGAAAAUACCUAUCCGCCAGCUGAAACAGAGCUACGCCACCGUCUUUACUGGAGCAUCUUCGCUCUCGAUCGCAUGAUGGCUGUGUCACAAGGUCUACCCGUGGCUCUUCCGGAUAAUGCUGACGUGCCAUUUCCCGGUCUGACCGUCGAAGAAUUUGCCAGCGGGGAGAGAAUAACGUACGCCAGGAGACUGCAGACAAGCCGACACGUCAUCCAGUUACGCCAGCUGGAAGGCCGAAUAUUGGAGCAGAUUCAUUUCAGAAGAGAGGCCGACAUUGCGGAACUGACACCCUUGGAUAGGCGAGCAACGCUGAGCAGUUUGCGGGCGACCAUCGAGGAUUGGCAUAGUCAAGGAUGUCUGAUGUCACCGAUAGGGGGCGAUAACACCACCAUUCAUAGCACCACAACUUGGCUCAGCGCGCGGUACUACUACCUGCUCCUUCUAUUAUACUAUCCGAACCACUUUAACAGCUCGGCCGGAGCUGUGUCACGGCAAGAGCUACAGCAAUUCGCGCAGCGCCAGCUUCAGGCCACGUCGGCGCUCUUCCAGCAGCAACAGCUACCCCUCAACUGCAACACGCUCUACAGGCUUAUGCCUAUAUGUCUGGUCUUGAUUCGACAUUUCCCUUCCUGGCCCAGGGAUGAGGUUGCGGUCGCGCUAUCAGUCCUGGAAGCGUUCCCAAAGGAGUGGAGCCUCGCACACCGAGCGGCGCAAGUAGUGCGUCAGUUUGCCGGUGUCAUAUCGGGCGGGAUGGCGGCCUUCUUCUCAGAUGAGGCAGUGUUCCCUUUAGGAGCUGCCGGAGGCGCAACCACCACUGGCGAGAACGCUGCAGGAGAGGUUUACGGAGGCAAAGAGAGUCUACCGGUUUUGAUGAAGCCUUGCAUUGCACGACUGACAUCACUGAUGCAGGAGAUGAUGGGGAAGUCAACGUGCUUCCAGUUUGUCGAGUAUCCAUCCGAUGACAAUAAGCGAGCAGAUAGUCAAGGGGCGGCCAUUUCCCAUCAGAAACCACAUCAACCGUACCUCCAGCAGCAACUCCAGCAGCAGGCCCUACCCCCGGUCAUGAGCCAGGUGGCCAUAAACCGGGAUGAAAUGGAUGGCAUUCAGCAGGUUGGUGUAGGGGAUGACGAUGUGAUCGGUUACGGCUGGGGCGCGAUAGAUUUGGAUUUUCUAUGA